Molecule: messenger RNA, 586 nt
Organism: Danio rerio (zebrafish)
Lineage: Eukaryota; Metazoa; Chordata; Actinopteri; Cypriniformes; Danionidae
Source: RefSeq, a predicted model, not a curated record
AUUUCGGUCAUUAGUUCCCUCAUAAAUCACUGUGUUUGUGCUCUUUUGUCUCGCCUGUUGUAGAUUCAGCCGUUCAUCUAGUGUGUUUGAUGAUCCAGAGAGCGUGAGCAUGAUUGACAUGAGAAGCGAGGAAGACUUGUCACCACAUAGUCAAGUUCGACACGAGCUCAUGCACAACCAGUACAACAAGCUGAAAGAGGAAGAAGACCACUGGCAGGAUGAUUUGGCCAAAUGGAAGAGUCGCAGGAGGAGUGUGUCACAGGACCUGAUCAAAAAAGAAGAGGAGAGGAAGAUGAUGGAGAGACUGCUAAGUGGAGAUGGAGGAUCACAGAGAAGGAAAAGCAUUAAGACGUACAGAGAAAUAGUAGAGGAGAAGUAUGUCUGCCUUUUACACUUAUGUUCUCAUUAUAUACAUCUCAACAGUGCAGGUGGCAUUUGGUCAUUUAAAGCAGUGUUUCUCAACCAAGUUCCUGGAGGACUACCAGCUCUGCAUAUUUUCCAGGUCUCCUUAACCAAACCGACCUGAUUCUGAUCAUCAGAUCAUUAGCAGAGACUGAAAGCCCUGUAGUGGGUGUGACAAAGCAGA